GCGCCGACCGAGCGCCCGCCGUGUGCUCCGCUCCCGUCCGCUCGCUCCCGUAUCAUGGUGCUCUCCGCCUGCGUGCGCGCCUCCGCGCGGACCUACUGCAACUCUUACCAAGAGUCGGGCGAGCUUAUCAAGUCGCCGUCGCCGCCGCCGAGCCACGAUGGUUCGGCGAGCGGCGAGGGCGAGAUGAGCGGCGACGAGCGGCUGCCGUCCCCGCCGCGCGCGCCGUCCGCGCCGCUGCCGCACGCCGCGCACCCGCACCACGCGCCGCACGCGCACGCCGCCGCCUCCGCCGCCUCCGCCGCCUCCGCCGCCACCGCCGCCGUGCUCAAUGCAGCGGGCGCCGGCAACGCGCUGGCGCAGCUUCAGCACCUGCUGCUCACGCAGCACGGCGCGCACUCGCUGCUGCUCCACACGCAGGUGCAGCAGGCGGUGGCGCAGGCGGCGGCGCAGCAGCUGCAGCAGCUGCAGGCGCGCGCCGGCGCACAGCAGCCUCCCAGCCUAGACGGCAGAUCUCCGUCGCCGCGGCGGACGCCGCCGGGCGCGGGCGCGUUCCUGACGCCGCACACGCCGGGCUCGGGGCGCGCGCGCUCGCCGCAGCACGCGCUGGCGCUGGCGCACACGCCGCUGCACGCGCACGCGCACAAGCCGCGCGCGCUCGAGCCCGCCGCCGACGACACCGCCGACCUGGAGGAGCUCGAGCACUUCGCCAAGACCUUCAAGCAGCGCCGCAUCAAGCUCGGUUUCACCCAGGGUGACGUCGGCCUCGCGAUGGGCAAGCUGUACGGCAACGACUUCUCGCAGACGACGAUAUCGCGGUUCGAGGCGCUGAACCUGUCGUUCAAGAACAUGUGCAAGCUGAAGCCGCUGCUGCAGAAGUGGCUGGAGGACGCGGACUCGUCGCUGGCGGGCGGCGGCGGCGGCGCGGGCGCGGGACUCGGCGCGGGGCUGGCCGAGGCCGUGGGCCGGCGCCGCAAGAAGCGCACGUCCAUCGAGUCCGGCGUGCGCGUGGCGCUCGAGAAGGCCUUCGUGCACAACCCCAAGCCCACCAGCGAGGAGAUCGCCGCGCUCGCCGACGCGCUCUGCAUGGAGAAGGAGGUCGUGCGCGUCUGGUUCUGCAACCGCCGGCAGAAGGAGAAGCGCAUCAACCCGCCGGCGGGCGAGGCGGGCGCGAGCCCGGGCGGCGCGGGCGGCGUGCUGCUGCCGCUGCACCACGCGCCGCACGCGCUGCACGCGCUGCAGCCGCUGCAGCCGCUGGCGCUGCUGGCGCGCGCGCCGCCCCGCGACUGACGCGCCCCGGCCGCGCCAGCGACACACAUAUCGUCUUGUAAAUAGUACGCAUCGCAAUAAUCGGCGUCCCCGGGCGCCGCGUGUACAGACCGGACCGUUAGUGUAUAUAGGUGUAUGUGCGAGGGCGACGCUCGGCCGGCGCCCGUGUCUGUAAAUUAGUGAGUAAGUUUAUAUUAUUAUGUGAAUUUUUAUUUAUAUACGUUGGAGGGCGGGCGCGCCCCGGACGCCCGGGACGCGGNCCGCUCG
Ostrinia furnacalis (Asian corn borer) is the source of this 1533-nucleotide messenger RNA. Its product is annotated as protein nubbin. The transcript is spliced from 8 exons. Gene Ontology annotation, biological process: regulation of transcription by RNA polymerase II. The coding region runs from base 55 to 1287 and encodes 410 amino acids. NCBI's taxonomy places the organism in Eukaryota, Metazoa, Arthropoda, Insecta, Lepidoptera, Crambidae. Gene Ontology annotation, molecular function: DNA-binding transcription factor activity, RNA polymerase II-specific; RNA polymerase II cis-regulatory region sequence-specific DNA binding. The record is from RefSeq and is a predicted model, not a curated record.